Messenger RNA from Electrophorus electricus (electric eel), 1680 nucleotides. RefSeq names its product RAD18 E3 ubiquitin protein ligase (gene rad18). Gene Ontology annotation, cellular component: nucleus; Rad6-Rad18 complex. Gene Ontology annotation, biological process: protein monoubiquitination; DNA damage tolerance. The record is from RefSeq and is a predicted model, not a curated record. Lineage: Eukaryota; Metazoa; Chordata; Actinopteri; Gymnotiformes; Gymnotidae. Gene Ontology annotation, molecular function: ubiquitin protein ligase activity; single-stranded DNA binding.
GGGUAACACAUUAGGUGAAGGCUUUUUGCUUGUAAAUACUGCAAAGUGAAGUACGGUUGAGUUUCAUGGUUUAAAUCGUGUGUUUAUUUGCACGAUAAUGUCUCAUUCAAGUGAGCCGGAUUUAUCACCGAACUUGGCUUGUCUCAAAACAGUAGACAACUUGCUUCGAUGUCCCAUUUGCUUUGACUUCUUGAAUAUCUCCAUGAUGACACCGUGUUCUCAUAACUUUUGUUCCUUGUGUAUACGGAAAUUUCUGUCCUACAAGUUAUUGUGCCCUGUUUGUAACAUGCCUAUGACUGAACAAGAUCUGAGGAAUAACAGGAUAUUGGAUGACCUUGCUCAGUGCUUCCAGAGUGCAAGGCAGCAGUUGUCCCAGGCCAGUUUUGAAUCACCCCCGAUUUCCCCCAAAACACCCUCCAUGGAGAUCCGAGGCAAGAAAGUGAGGCAGAAGGGGCCCAGGAAGGAGGGCACCACUCUCACUCACUUUUUCCAAAAGCGCUCUCCUGCGCUGUCAGUGGGGCCACAAGCAGACUCCAAGCCCCUCAUCCCUGUCAAACAGGAGCCCAUGGAAGUGUGUGUCCUUGACCCCACUGAGCCCCAACUGGAGGGGACAGAGUCUGACACCAUGGGCCUGAAAGAGGAGAAGAUGGAUGUAUGCGGAUCGCCAUCCACAUCACAGGUGGUUCAGCCUGUGGUCAAAGUGGAGUGCCCCGUGUGCGGAGUCAGUGUAUCUCAUCACCACAUUAAUAAACACCUAGACGUGUGUCUGACCACCGAUGAGAAGAAGGAAGGCCUCAGAAGGAGUGAAAGUGCACCUUUGAUGACCUGCGGAGCAAAGACUCUUCACAGCUCAGGGAAGCGUAGGCUGAUGACUAAGCCGGUGUACAACCUGAUGACGAAGCUGGAAUUGAAGAAAAGGCUGAAAGACUGUCACCUCUCCACGCGAGGCUCCAGAGAUGAGCUCGUCAGCCGUCACCAGGACUUCUUGCACAUCUACAAUGCCCAGUGUGAUGCCCUCAACCCCAGAUCAAGUGAGAACAUCGCUAAAGAGGUUGAACACAAUGAGAAGAUGAGGAAUCAGCUGGACAAUAAAAGCAAACCUGAAAUAAUUGUUACAAGGAACAAAACAGCUGAGGAAAUUGAACAGUUGCACUCACACUACCGAAAGGAGCACAGCAAUGAAUUUUCUCGCCUCAUCGCCCAGGUCAGAGGUCGAUUGGCAACGUCUGGGAAGACACAGUUUAAGCAGGAACAAGUGAAAUCAGUGGAGCUAUCAUGUUUCCCAGCUGAUCCUAAAGUUGUCCAGAGCACUACACAGACAGCACUACCCAACAAUGAGAAGAUGUCAGCUCCAGAGACCGUGUCUAGGUCACCAAGCCCCAGUCUCAGUGACGUCUCCCUCAGCAGCUCCAUUUCUGAUGUUUUCAGCUGAGGACUUUAUAGAAGCUUCCUGAAGUACCUGAGAGCAGACCAAGAGGCAGCCACAGAGCCACAGGCACUCUUUCUGUAUCCAAAAGGCAGUAAUUCGAACCUGAGUUCAGUGGAAAGAACCAGUGGAACACCUGGACUCUGUUAAAAAUGAAUGAGCAGCAGAACUUUAUACCUUCACAGAAUGUAGUCUGGUUUCAUUUUGGAUUUUGUAAAUGGUGCAUUUUUAAAUAAAGUUCAUCUUUAAAACUA